Didymodactylos carnosus is the source of this 3770-nucleotide messenger RNA. NCBI's taxonomy places the organism in Eukaryota, Metazoa, Rotifera, Eurotatoria, Philodinida, Philodinidae. The record is from the annotation of a GenBank genome assembly.
AUGUUGGGUCUUCGACAGCCCGUAACAUCUGAAAUGGUGGGUAAUGCUCUUAAUCUGGUCUAUGGAAACGAUUCAACGAUGUUUUAUAAUAAUAGUGCACAUAAUGUAGAUCAGAGUGGUGCUUCUUAUUUAAGUGGUUCACCACCGUUUUUGACGUACCCUCAAUUUCAUCAAAAACAGUUUCUUACUUCAAAUCAUUAUAAUUUGGGUUAUCACAGUCAAGCCAUGUCUAAUCAAUUAACUCAACAACCACAUGCUACAGUAACAAAUCAAUUAAGUCAGAGUAUGCAGACAUUUAUGAAACCUCAACAAGUAAAUGCCACGUCUGAUAUCGAAGAUAACGGAAGGAAGUAUUCUGAUGAUGAUAUGAGCAAAGAUGGAUUGUCGGGGGAGCGUACGAAUAAGAGGCAGAAAAAAUCUGCUCAGAUGGCUUCAGGAAUAAAUGUGGUUACCAUUCCGGUGUCGACAACUUCUAACUUACCUAGAUUGGAUGUGGAACGAUCGGUAUUACAAGUUAAUACUGGUAUUCAAGGUAGUCAAGACAGAGAUGAAGAUAUAUCUAGCCAUGCUGUUCGUUAUGCGGAGACAAGAUAUGCGUUUCCCCCAUUUAUAGUAGUACUAGAUGGGCAUUCUCAAGUUGAUAAAAUUAAGGACGAGUUAUGUCUGUAUUAUGCGAAUAAGCUUAACAUUAAACUGGAGUUUGAAGGUAUUAAAACUAAUUAUCGUCAAGAAAUGAUAUUCUUUGUUAAAAAUCGUGAAUCAUUCAUCUGCUUGUUUGAUGCAGAAAAAUGGCCGGUGACUCUUGGUGACCUGAAUUAUAAGAAAACGUUACCGCGUCGACUUCCACCACAAUUUUCGUUAGUGAUACAUGAUGUCUCGUUAAGCAAAAAUAUUGACGAACUGUUAAAUGAGAUGCAAUUGGUUUAUCCUGAUAUUGACAAUGCUUUUCGAAUGAAUAAUAAGGAAAAAAAGCCAACAAAGUUAGUACGCAUUGAUAUUAAGAGUGUUAAAACUCUUAAUGAUCUGGUACAAGCUCGAUAUAUGGAAUGUAAACAAGAUUUACCUGUUUGUAAAGUGUGUGGAUUGGCUUUUCAAGAUUUGGAACUACAUCGUGAGAAUGUUGGAUGCUCUGGAGUUAGUAAAUGUGUCAGAGGUCAAGGUUCCCAUGUUUCAAAUGAUGGUAGAUGCCCAUCAAUUAUAUCGUAUCGGGUAGCAUUAACCAAAACUAUGCUGUCAGUAUUUAAAUCAAAUAAACAAAUGAAUCAGUUUAAUCGAAAUGAUAACGAGUUUCCAAAAUUGGGACCAAGUAGCACUGCACCUAAGGUAUGGAAUCAAACACCACAUAAUGAUAAUUUAAACAGUCUGGCACAAAAAGUUAAUAGCAUGGAAAUUUUGAUAGUUAAAAUUGCCGAUAUGCAACAACAAAUUAGUGAACAACAAGUUCUUAUUCAGGAACAGCAACAGAUAAUCCUUCAACAGCAGAGUGAUCAACAAAAAUGUGUUACAUUUUGCAAUAAUGAAAUAAUGAAAAUAAAUAAAAAGCUGGCUAUCAACGAGAUCAAUGUAAAUUUUCACCAAAAUUAUAUAAAUGAUCUUAUUGAACCUAUGUUUCUACGAUUUGUGGAAUUAGCAAGCGCGCUACAACAAACGAAUAUAAUAAAAGAUAAUGUAGUUUGGGUCAAAAUUAAGCAAUUAACUGAUCAUCAUACGAAAUUGCAAGAUCAAUAUAUGGAUAUUAGGUUAGUAGCAGUUUACGCUCCAGAAAGUAAAACGUGGAGAUGGGAAGACCUCUCACCUUUUAUUUCAUCAAAUUGUUGUGUUUUGGGUGACUUCAACGUUGAUAUGGAGGAUUCAAAAGAUAAGGGUGUUGAAAUGCUUAUUGAUUGGGCAGAUAGAUGUUGUUUAGCAGCAGAAAUACCAGAUAUUCCUACCUCCUCAAGGUCAGAGAGGAAAAUAGACUAUGUAUUUGUCAAAGGAAUUCCAGGUGCAGUGCAAACUUGUGAAGUUGGCACUACUAGUGAUCAUCUACCCGUAUUAGUGAUUCUAUCUUGUGAGAGAAGGGAGAGGAGUUUAGAUACUAAAGUCCAUUGGAAAGUUUAUAAUUAUUUUUUGUCAUUUGUGGCUGAUUUCUGGGAAGAGUACUGGAAGAUUUCAUCAGUCGAGGAUGGAUAUUCUCAUUUUGUCUCCUUUUUAUCAUUGUUACAAGCUCGUUGCACUCCCUAUUUUCCUUUGGAUAAAUACCGCGUUGCUUUAUCAACAGAGCUAAGAAAAAAGUUAUUCCAUAUGCGAGCGCUAUCACUUAAAGGUAAAAGAACAGGAGAUUUAAAUAUAAAAAUUAAAGCCAAACAACUUAAGAAAGAGGCCAGAAUUGAACUCCGUUUAUUUUUGUCUAAACAUCUAGAGCGAUCUUUAAAAGAAAGAUUUUCGGAUUCGAAAGUAUCAGUGUCGUUUUGGUCUAAAAUUAAACGCAACUUUAAAGCCUCACCCUCUUUGAAAGGUUUUUCCGAUGAGAACGGAGUAGUGUUUAGGGAAACUGACGAGAUGUUAGAGAGGGUAACAGAUUAUACGAAAAAUUAUUUGAAAAACAAGAGGUAGUUAGAUCUCGCCCCGAGAGUUGUCUGGGAUAAUACUGAUGAUAAUAUACCAUGUAUUACUCUAAAAGAACUUCUUAAAGUCGUUAAAAGUAGGAAAAAGAAAUUGUCUUGCGAUGCUCAAGGAAUUUCGACUUUUAUCUUCCAAUUUUUGCCUACUAUCUAUUGAACUGGCCUUUUGAGAGUUUUCAAUUUGUCAUUGUCAACCUUGGUGGGUCCCUCUUAUUGGAAAACUGUGAGAAUGAAACUACUUGCCAAAAAAGAAUCGAUUUGUUCAGUAGCUGACACUCGCCCGAACUCAUUGUUAGAUGUUUUUUUAAAGGUCUUAGAGCAGUUGUUUUUGGUAAGGUUCAAAAGAUUCUGAAGAAUCGCGGCAUUUUAGAUAAUUCUCAGUCGGGAUUUAGACCAGGUUUUCGUCUUCAAACUAGAGUGCUAUCUAUGCUAGACCAAAUUUAUUCCUAUAUGAGUAAUAGUUCUCCCGUUUGUACUAUUUUUGUUGAUUUUAAGGCAGCUUUUGACCAAUUGUGGUGGAUUGACUGCCUAGGAAAACUGGAUAGCCUGGGUAUUCCUAAAGCGUAUGUCGCGUGGAUUAAGUUUUGGCCUGAAGGACGAGUAGCCUUUAUCGAAAUGAAUGGAACGCGAUCAAGAUAUUUUCAUACUGAAAGAGGGGCUCCCCAAGGAUCAUGCUUCUCUCCUACUCUGUUUAUAACCUAUCAUUCAGACCUAUGGACUUUUCUUAUCAAGAGUUUGCAAAAUAAUUUUGCGGAUGAUUUAGCUGGCGUUGUAGCGGGUAUGAUAGGCGUGAAAUUCACUGCACAAUGUAUUGAUCUGGAAAAAAGGGUUACUGAUUUCUUUCAGCAACUAGAAUUCUAUGCAAACUUAGCUAUACCACCUAUUAACUAUAAAAAGACAGAGUUGUUAUGGUCAGCACGUGCACUGGACAAGCCUAAAUUUGACAUAUUAUGUGAUGGUUAUAAAAUUAAUUGGAGUAAUAUCUUUAAGUACUUAGGGUAUUGGGUUAUAACAAGAUUAGGUUGGGGUUGCAUGAUUGCUAAGACUAAAGCUAAGAUUAGGAAACAGAUGGCUAUAAUUGGUUCCUGUCGUGUCUUUGGUUCGACGAGUAACUAUUUUAGGCGUGUCUUAUUCACUACGUUUGUUCUCCCUAUAUUUACGUGGCUU